AUGAGUAGCGAUAAAAAAAUCCUUGAUCAAUAUGAUGUUAGUGCAUUAUCAGAUGAACAAAAAAGGUACAUCUAUUACGCUGAUUCAGUUGGACAGGUAAAAAAUGGGAUUUUUUUGGAAUGCGAUUUUAAAGAUGCAGAUAAACCAGCAGUUAGCAAGUUUGGCGGUUCAGUUCCUUACUUACCAAAAGAAGUCGGUGAUAAUUUCAUUCCAAUAUGCGAAGAUUGCAACCAACAAAUGGAAGUUUUAGGACAACUAUAUAUUCCUGAUCUUCCACCAGUAGUUCAAAGAAAGUUUCCUGUUGAAUUACAAGAAUCUCUCAUAGUUUUAUUCCUAUGCGGAGACGAUUUACCAAUUGAUUCUGAAAACAUCCUCAAAUGCAGAAUUUACAGUAAAGAAGAAAUACCUAAUCUUAAGUUAGAGCCUGUGAAAACUGACAAUCCAUACAUUCAGUCUGCAAUUUUUUCAAAAUAUAUUGUUCAGCCAGUCAUUAACAGUAGCGGUUUCCCGGAUAUAACAAGAGAAUUCCCCGACCUAGACUAUUGGGAAGUACCUCAAAAACUUCGUAAUACUAAAAGUUUAUGUUAUUUUGAUGGAUUUCCAGAAUUUGUUCAAUUCCCUGAGGAACCAUCUGUCCCAGCAACAUAUAUAAUGAAUUUAGAAGGUGAUGAUCAAACAAGUUUUACAAUGAUGUGGGGAGAUGCUGGAACUGCUCAGCUAUGGAUAUCCAACGACAAGCCAUAUACAUUUUAUUUAAUUUGGCAAUGCUGUUAA
This is a messenger RNA of Trichomonas vaginalis G3, 774 nucleotides long. RefSeq names its product protein of unknown function (DUF1963). The coding region runs from base 1 to 774 and encodes 257 amino acids. The transcript has a single exon. The record is from RefSeq and is a predicted model, not a curated record. NCBI's taxonomy places the organism in Eukaryota, Parabasalia, Trichomonadida, Trichomonadidae.